Messenger RNA from Rubroshorea leprosula, 1017 nucleotides. The record is from the annotation of a GenBank genome assembly. Lineage: Eukaryota; Viridiplantae; Streptophyta; Magnoliopsida; Malvales; Dipterocarpaceae.
GCUGCGCGAGGAUAAUCCACCUAAGGAGCUUAUCUCAGAAAACAGAGAACAAAAAUGGCGGUACCAGGGAGGCCCAAUGGUCUGAUGGAAGAUGAGGAUCACGAGGACGAGAACGCUCUUUUCGAAGAUGACGGUCUGAACGUGGACUAUGAAUCUGACACGCCUCCUCACCUCCGCGAACUCGCCGCCGCUAGCCAGAUCGGCGACGCUGACGCCCUACGUGUUGCCAUAGAUAACUUGAAUGGCAGCAUUAACGAGCCUGUAGAAGAUGGGGACACAGCUCUCCAUCUUGCCUGUCUAUAUGGCCAUCUGCCCUGUGUUCAGCUACUUUUGGAGAGAGGGGCAAAUUUGGAGGCCAAGGAUGAAGAUGGUGCAGUUCCUCUUCAUGAUGCCUGUGCAGGAGGAUUUACUGAGAUAGUACAACUUCUACUUAACAGUGCUAAUGAUACCGAAUGUGUGAAAAGGAUGCUAGAAUCAGUUGAUACAGAGGGUGAUACCCCUCUUCAUCAUGCAGCAAGAGGUGAGCAUGUGGAUAUUGUAAGAUUGUUGCUGGCUUCAGGAGCCUCACCCACAAAGACAAAUAUAUCUGGAAAGACUCCAAGUGAGCUGGCUGACCCAGACACAGAAGCUAGGAGAGUUUUGGAGGCAGCUGCUAGUGCCCAGACCUGCUAAUGAAAUUUAGUAGAUGCUUCUCUAAAAUUGCCUUGACUUAAUCUCCUUUUGGGGAGUUGGUGUGUUGUUUCAUGCUAUACUGCCUUAGGUAGGCCACAAUAAACAAUUUUGAGGUUCGUUGGAAAUUCCUCUUCACAGCUGAAGUUAGAAGAUUGAAGAGGGUGUUGGUAGAAUAGCAUUCAGUUCUGUUUUCGUUAUUUCAUAUAGAAGCCACAGAGCUUAGCUUAAUGCAGUUUUUAAGCAAUUGGUAUCUGUUCCAUCACAUAUUGAUAACAAAGUGAUUUUCUUUUUUGGGAUGAUUAUGAAAGUAUUAAAAUUGAAAAGGAAUGAAAUUGUGGAAGAGUC